Molecule: messenger RNA, 822 nt
Organism: Humulus lupulus (European hop)
Lineage: Eukaryota; Viridiplantae; Streptophyta; Magnoliopsida; Rosales; Cannabaceae
Exons: 1
Coding region: 281-820 (179 amino acids)
Source: RefSeq, a predicted model, not a curated record
ACACCAAAAUAGGACUACCACAACAUUAAAUUCUAACAGUAAUGAAAAAGUGUUAUGCUAAAUGUGUUAAAAUUAUAAGCGGGUUCACUCAAAUUUUGGGCGCCAUAUGUUUCCUUUUUCAUUUCUUUUUCUGCCAAGUUUAAAAGAUUUAUUUAUCAUUUUAUUUAAUUUUCUCUACAUACUUCAUCUUCCUCUGAGACCCAUCUCUCUCGGUCUCUCACUCCCCUCCAGGAAAGAUAAAUCCCAUUUAGAAUACUUGUAAACAACGAUUCAAAGAAAUAUGAGAAGGCUACAAAGGGACCAAGCCAAAGCAAAUCUUCUCAUUACGUCAACCAUUGCUCCAAUCUCUCUCUUCCUGGUACUUUUGACCCUUUUCUCACAAACCCAUUUCUCUUCAUCCUUCAGGGUCCUCAUAUUGAACUCUGACCAUCCAUUCACUCCCGUCCUAUCAUCAAUCUCAGACGUCCACGACCUCCUCCCCAAAUUUGGUCUCCCAAAGGGUCUCCUCCCCGAUUUCCAAUCUUACUCUCUCUCAGGUGAUGAUAGUUUCGAGGUCGAGCUCAGAAGCCCUUGCUAUGUGUACUACGAUAAGAAGAUUAUAGGGAAAUUGAGUUAUGGGUCAGUUUCUGAUGUGACUGGAAUUGAAGCCAAGAUGCUCCUUUUGUGGGUCUCUGUGACUAAGAUUCAUACCGAUAAGGGCUCAGAUAGCAUCAGAUUCUAUGUUGGAUCUUUGUCUGAGGAUCUUCCAGCCUCAAAAUUUGAACAUGUUCCUGACUGUAAGAGUAAGGCUUGCAAAUCGACCAACCCAAAAUCCAUUUGAGU